This is a messenger RNA of Malaclemys terrapin pileata, 5384 nucleotides long. RefSeq names its product kinesin-like protein KIF28. Gene Ontology annotation, cellular component: kinesin complex; microtubule. The transcript has 23 exons. Lineage: Eukaryota; Metazoa; Chordata; Testudines; Emydidae. The record is from RefSeq and is a predicted model, not a curated record. Gene Ontology annotation, biological process: microtubule-based movement; cytoskeleton-dependent intracellular transport. Gene Ontology annotation, molecular function: microtubule binding; ATP binding; ATP hydrolysis activity. The coding region runs from base 1037 to 4027 and encodes 996 amino acids.
GGACAUGCAUUUAAAGGGACAUUGCCUAUAUAAAUUUGGACUAAAUUGGAAAAAAUGCGUUUUUAGAAAACUUAAGAGUAAUAGAAAUGCUACCACAAUUUAAAAUAGUGAACAAUUGUCUGUGAACGUACAUGCUUUUACGGAGUUCAAAAUCAACACAUCGUAACAUUGAAAACCUGUAAGUGAAACUGACUUCAAUUAUUUUAAUUGUCUAAGCCAGGGGUUGGCAACCUUUAAGAAGUGGUGUGCCGAGUCUUCAUUUAUUCACUCUAAUUUAAGUUUUUGCGUGCCAGUGAUACUUUUUAACGUUUUUAGAAGGUCUCUUUCUAUAAGUCUAUAAUAUAUAACUAAACUAUUGUUGUCUGUAAAGUAAAUAAGAUUUUUAAAAUGUUUAAGAAGUUUCACUUUAAAUUAAAUUUAAAUGCAGAGCCCCCCCGGACCAGUGGCCAGGACCUGGGCACUGAGAGUGCUGCCUUCGGCAUGCGUGCCAUAGGUUGCCUACCCCUGGUCUAAGCUGAGAGCAAUGCAAAAAGUAUGCAAAGGUAAUAGUUACAAACCAGACUUUUGUACAGUUAUUUCACUGACUCUCUCAGGUGGCUGUGAAAGUGUCUCUUUAAAGCCUAAAAUCGUAUGAACAGUAGGAAAAGCUAUUCCUUUUACAAGCAGACUCGAAGUGCUAGUCUGGUCUUUUAAUAUACUGGUCUUAAUUCUUUGACCAAUUUAGGUGGUAUUUCAUAUAUGUUGAUUCAUAUCCAGGUGCAAUUUUGAAGACUUCAGAACAGUGAAACCUGACAUUAAACUUUCCAGUUAGUGAAAGCUACUGCAAUUACGUUAAGAAAUAAUUUAUCAGGUAACUAGUAUCUUGUACACAAUGAGAAAAUAUUAAUAAUUAAUAGACUGACCUUAUCAAAAAGAAACCGCUUCCCUAGCUGUGUUUUUGAUUUCUCAAAACAGGGUUCUCUAGAGAAGGAGUUGUAUUUACUUUAAAUGUUUUUCGGCUUUGAAAUAUCCUGGGAAGAGUGAAAGUAAUAAUAGCAUGCCAAGUGUUGACAGUGUGAAAGUGGCAGUACGGGUGAGACCUUUCAGUCAGAGGGAGAAGGAUGCAGGCAGCAGGUGUGUGAUUUCUAUGAAUUCCAGCAGCACAAGCAUAUAUGAUCCUAAGAAUCCAGGGCACAUGAAAACCUUUACCUUUGACCUGGCUUACUGGUCCCACACUGGAUCCAACAGCAGAUAUGCAGGCCAGAGAGAGGUCUUUCGUGACCUUGGUCAAGGAGUUCUAGACAAUGCCUGGCAAGGUUAUAAUGCUACUCUCCUAGCGUAUGGCCAGACUGGCUCAGGGAAGAGCUAUUCUAUGAUUGGAUAUGGUGCAAACAGAGGCAUAAUUCCAGUUGUGUGUGAAGAGCUCUUCAAACCAAUUCAGAACCAGAAGAACAAGCAAUAUCAGGUUACUUUCAGUAUGCUGGAAAUUUAUAACGAGCAGGUAAUAGAUUUACUGUCUGAAACCAAGAAACCUGGUGGACUCAAGGUUAGAGAAGACCAGCAACAAGGCUUUUAUGUGGAUGGUUUGAAACUGGUGCCUUGUGACAGCUACGCACAAAUUGAGAGGUUAAUGGAACAAGGAACUAAAAUAAGAACCACAGCUUCAACCAGCAUGAAUGCUACAAGCAGUCGAUCUCACAUGGUCAUUACCAUCCAAUUCAAACAGAUUUUUCUAGAUGAAGAUAUCACCAAGCAGUCAGUUAUAAAUCUGGUGGACUUGGCAGGAAGUGAAAGACAAAAGUCUUCAGGCUCUGAAGGGGACAGGCUGAGAGAAGGGACAUGUGUAAAUCUGAGUUUAACCACCUUAGGAAAUGUCAUCAGUGCUCUGGCUGAGGUGGCUAUGGGGAAGAAAGUGUUACAUAUCCCAUACAGAGACUCAGUUCUAACAAAACUCCUGCAGUCGGCUCUCGGGGGGAACAGCAGGACUAUCAUGAUUGCAGCUGUAAGUCCAGCAGACAUCUGCUAUGAAGAGACUUUGUCAACAUUACGAUAUGCUGAGAGAACAAAAAAGAUCAAGAACAAAGCGGUGAUAAAUGCAAGUCCAAUGGAGAAGCAUAUAAUGGAGCUGAAAGCAGAAAAUAACAAACUGUUGUCCAGACUGACUGGGCUUGGAAACUCUGGGAAAACAGUAGCAGAUGAAACCAAAGAACUGCGAUGUUUGCUGGCUGAAAAUGAACUGCGGAUUCGGACUAUUCAGUUAACAUGGGAAUAUCGUCUGGAAGAAGCUCGGAAGGAAUGGGAACAGCAGUAUGCUGCAAUUACUCAGGAGAGACGGAUGAUGGAGACAUUCCCAUAUCUCUUGAAUAUCAAUGAAGACCCUCAACUCUCCGGGGUUCUCAAGCACUUCAUUCAGGACGGUUCAUGUGAUGUUGGUCAGUCAGCCUCAAAUGCAAUAACCCUUAAAGGUUUAGGCAUUUUGGACAAGCAUGCUACAUUCACAAAUACUGAGGGCAAAGUUACCAUAACGCCGCGGCAAAAGUGCAAAGUUGUUGUCAAUGGUGUACCCAUCACUAUGAACACUAAACUGCAGCAUCUGGAUCGUGUUAUUUUGGGAUCAAACAGUGCUUACCUUUAUGUUGGAUUUCCUGCAGAACGCACCAAUGAGGAUCUGAUCAGAUAUGAUUACGAUUUCUUUCAGUCAGAGCUGGCGGCAGCAGAGGGCUUCAGUGUAGAUAAACUUGGAAUUGUCAAUAAUAAGGAUGGCAAACCAGAUCCUAGUGUUCUUGCAGUAUUCCAUGACUAUAUCAAGCUAAUGCCUUUGGUUGCAGAAGCAAAUCAGAUGAGUGAGGAGUUGAAAAAGGAGCUCAAGUUGGAAUUGAAAGUGAAAAAUCUAGCAUCAUCUGACUCCAGAGGUUAUGAUCUGCAAAAGGAAGUUAUAGUAAAAGUGACUAACAAAAUGACUAACCAGGUGUGGGUGUGGUCUAAGGCCAAGUUCAUCAACAGGAAAUUCCUAAUGGAGGAGGUUUACCAGCAUUUUUUAGAUGGAGAGGAUGCGUAUGUGGGCCAAGACCAUGACCCAUUCUGGGAUCCUGUUGAGGUCAUUCAUUUAGGAUCUGCUCACAUUUGGCUUCAGUCACUUGCUUACUGCAUGAAGCUGGAAGAACAAACAGAAGUUCUGAACUCUGAAGGAAUGGAGGAAGCUAUUCUACUUAUAAAUAUAGCUCCGUGUUCCAGUGAUGGAAGAGCCUUUGGAGAGGAUGAUAUGGUCAUUGACCCUUUGGAAUUGCUGGGAAGAAGAAUUGAUUUCCAGAUUCACAUCUUACAGUGCCUUGGAGUCAAAUGGCUUAGAGAAGUCACCGAACGGGGCAUUCAGAUAGGGUACAGAGUUUAUGAUCUUCCACACUCUCUAUACACAAAGCCUGUCUGGAAAAACAUGAAUGCUAAGAUUGAAGAGACAGUCCACUUCUCAGCCCUAAAUGCAUCCCACGAUUUUUUAAAUUAUUUACAAAAAAAUGCUUUAAUUGUUGACUUGUGGGGGCUUCAAGAGGGGUGCGCUGAAUUGGACUACUCCCUACAAGACAUGGUCACAAAUGAGGGCGCCAUUAUAGUUGAUAAUCCAAAAACUGUGAUUGCAAAGGAUAUUGGUCUGAGCACAACUAACCAGAUAUCUGAUCUUUACCUGAAGCUGCUGAAGUUGGAAGAGGAGACUGAGCUUCUCAGAGAUAUUAACAGAGCUUUAAGGGAAGAAAAUGUAUUUCUUAAAGAUAAACUGAAGAAAGGGGAGCCAGGACACCAUGAAAGUAAGAAAUUAAGGUCCCCUAAUAAAAGGGCAAUUAAGAUGACCAAACAGCCUCUCUCAUCAAAGGAAGCUGACCAGAUGUGCAACCAUCGGACCAGCUAUGAUGCUGAUUUUGCUAAAGCUCUUAAGGUCUUCUACCAAAACAUGAACAUAGUGAGAGGGCAAUUCCUGAAGCUGAAGCACAGCAACCCCCCCGUAUGUAUGAUUUUUAUGCAGUUUUCAAAAAUGAGAACCAGGACUCUUUUAUGACUUAAGAAUGAAGAUACAACUGAUCUUGUCCUUUGCUGCUGUUCCCUUCCUAUAUUUGUACUGGAACCAACUUCCUGUCCUCCAUGGGUUUUGUGUGGCUGUACUAUCAAUAUCAAAGUCCACAAAGUGUAGAUAUCUUAUAAUAUGCUGGGUAUUCUAACAGUGUAAAGACAUGCGCUGUUCAUGCUUCCAAUGCAAGGAGCUAAGCACUUACUUGUCUAAUGGAAAAUUAGUGUUUUAUCCCAGCCAGCAGUACGGAAGGAUGUCAAUACCUUAGGCUCACAAGUCUUAUUCUUGAGAAAAGAAGACGGGCGGGACCUGAUAAGUCUUCAAAUAUGUUAAGGGCUGUUAUAAAAAGAACUGUGAUCAGUUGUUGGUAGGACAAAAAGCAAUGGGCUUAUUCUGCAGCAAGGGAGAUUUAGGAAAAACUUUUAACUAUGAGGGUAGUUAAGCUCUGGAAUAGGAUUCCAAAGGAAUCCCCAUCAUUGAAGGUUUUUAAGAACAGGUUGGACAAAUGCCUGUCAGGGAUGGUCUAGGUUUUCUUGAUCCUGCCUCAGCACAAGGGCUGGACUUGAUGACCUCUCAAGGUCCCUUCCAAACCUACAUUUCUAUGAUGUUGUUCAUAAGAAAGGACAUGCACCAGUUUCUAGUUCCAGCUCCUAGAAAGAGGCCUGUGCAGAAAAAUCUCCAUGUUGUGGUUUUUCUGGCUUGUUUCACUAAAGCGUCAUUACAUCCCCCGAGUACCCUAAUUGUGGAAGAAAAAUAUUUCUACAUGGAAAAACUCCAAAAUGGGUCAGUCCCCUAUUAAAAGUCAGUCUCUUUGAUUGCGUGGCAUAACACUGCUGUUAGACUAUAGCUGAUAGCCUGGAGGCUACUUGAAAACGGGCUUUUUUGCAUCUUGUCUUUUAUGCUGUUUCUGUAAAUGGCAGCUGCUACCAACAGUGAUUGCCUGGUGCUUCUAGGCUUCCCUGACCUGCUCCUCCUAUCCCUCAAGGCCACAACUGCUGUUACUGCUCACUCGCCCAAGCUCCACUCAAGGGCCCACAACCCCCAGCUCCUUGCCAACCACAGGUUUGUAGCUGUCUGUCUUUGCCUACAGUAAUGCUUAGAUGCAGUGUGCAUUCCCUCAGGCUGCUACCAAUCUGCUCAGUUAACCUUGUUUGGUUGCUCCUUCUCAGUCCUUCAUAACUAGUUAUGUGUACAUCACAUCUUGCCCACAACUUCAAUAGCAACUAUAGGGUUCUCUGUAGGUAAAUGGGGGAGGGGAAUAUGAUUUCUGUGUUAUCACAAGGUUGAAGACAGAGAUAGGUAGAUCGCUACUUGCUCUGGCCUCUCAGGCUCUGUCUACACUGCAUAC